AUGAGCGACAGCGACGCGGACGCUGUAGCCACUUCGCCGCGCGCGGCAGCGGUGGCGCUCGUCCAAUCACGAGAGGAGUUGAUGGGCUCUGGACAAGACGAGAGCUGGCUGCACGCAGCAGUGGACGUGUCGCACGAGACGGGAGAGCGCGCGGCCGACGUGGCGAACGAGCGACUGGAGACGCAGUCAGACGACGGCGCAAGACGACGGACGCUGUCGCCGACGCGCGCGGCGCUGCUACUGCGUACAGAGUCGGAACUGAAUGGUCGGGAGACGAGAAGGGAUACGGUGAGCCCGAAGGCGCUUGCGACGGUACUAAAAGACGUGGAGCUGCUGCAGAAGGAGAGGGAGGGAGAGGAGAAGGAGGAGGAGGAGAGAGAGGAAGAGGACAAGGACAGUGGAGAGAGAGGAACGAUCGUGGACGUGGUGCAGAGGUCGGGGACGACGUGGUGCGGGUCAGAUCGACAAUUUAUGACGUCCGAGAGGCUGUCGCGUGCUGAAGAGGUCGAUCGAGGCAACGAGAGCUCCUGGAUGGAGGGACUGACUGGGGACUUGAUGGUGUCGUCGACUUUGCUCGAUCGGGAGGAGACAGGUGCGAGGAGAACGACGCUGGACCCGACGGAAGCUGCACUAGUGGUCGCAGCUCUGCAAAAAGAGGCAGCGAGUAUGAGUGCUGGGGCUCUGGUGGUGAAAGCUGAAGUGGAGCCAGAGACGCAAUUGCUACUGGCCAACGAGCCCCACACGCGGAAGUUGGUUGUGUCGGAACCGAUGGUUCAUGAAAGCACAGGAUCAUUGACGCGAUCAAGAGAGAACAGCGAGUUGAUUGCAGUAUCGACGGAAAUUCGAAGAAGGAACCCGCCAAGUAUAUUGAACGGGUCUGCGUGCAGAACGUCGCUAUCGCCCGUGGAAGCGGUAAAGAGUAGAAUGUCGCCGUCUCUAGCAGAAAAGGCCAACGAUAUGGAAGCGCUUGUACUAGCGCAGAAUAACUCGGAGCGACGGACAACUGUUGACCCAAGCGAGGCAUUGGUGGUGCUGGAGGAGAACGUCCAGCUGGGGCAAAAGGAUGGUCGUCGACAAACGAUUGACGAGCAUGGUUUGCUGGAGUUGACGCAUACGCUUGAGUCUCGUCCACUUGGAAAUGAACACACGGCCACGCGAGCGGAAGAAUUAUCUCGAAAGCGCGCUAGCGACGAAAAUGCCAGCGUAGAGAGUCGCCAAGCACAUUUUUCGUAUGCUGACGACGAUCCGACUAUGGAGUCCAUGGACAUAGACUCGUCUUCGUAUAUGAGAGCUCGGGCAAGUGCCGCGACGACGGACCAUCAAAGAACGAGUAUCGGCGACCACAGCUCACCAGCUAAGUUUCCUCCAUCUCAAAUCUCGGAGCUGUCGAUGUUUUCACCUCCUCCAGGUGAACCCCGGACCAGGACUCCUCUGAAAGGAAUUCUGAGCGCACGUAAGGUACGGCGGACUGCUCGCGACCCUGUACAAACAACACCGAACAAGUCUGUCAAUUUCGGCCCCUCGCAAGGCGCCGAGUUCAAUUACGGCUCGCCAUCUACGUCAAUGACUCCCAUGCUGGCGAAGGACGCUUCGCGUCUUUUUCCGUUGGAGCCACGGGUGUCGUCAGACGAAGAGCCUGAUGACGCGGAAACGUCCUUGAACUCGUCUAUUCUUGAUGAGGCUGACUCACUCGACGAGGCCGAGCCUCGGAAAGAAAGUGCGUACGUGACCGCAGUGGUCAAGAAGUCAGGGUUUGAUCUACUGCAAUCCCGAAGAAGUAGUUUUCUGACGCAAAAAAUGAUGGACAAAAGUCGCCGUCGGCAAAGUUUGCGUGGCUACAGUCCCCUCGAUUCUCAUGCUGAAGUUCGGCGACGUAGACGGCAAACCAUCAAUGUCACCCGUCGAACCUCAGAUCCGGAAUCUGCUGCACCAACGUCGUUCACUGCGACCGAAAAUCGAGGUGUUGACUCUUCAUCUUCGACGAGAAACAAUUCGUUCUUGAGCGCGAACGAUGUGACCAAUACAGGCCGCAUGCCAUACGUGGACUCAUCAGCAUCUUCGGAUGCCGGAGAAGACAUGGAGAUCACGGGCGAGUACUCUUUCAUGCUGGGACGCGAGAGCGAUGUGAAAGAAAAGCAAUCGACAACAUCGGCGGGUCAUGUUCGCGACGAAGAUACGGCCGAGUUUAGUUUAGGCCACCUCCUUGCCGAAGCUUCCAUGUACGAGCUAACAAAAUCGGUGCCAGAGCCCGAUCUUCCUGGAUCGCUGGGCGACUUGGCCAACGAGCCUGCGGCCUGCAGUCAGAACGACCAGGCUGGCGGUCUCAUACUCAGUUUGAACGAUCAGGACACGGAUUUGGACCCGAUCCAAGAAAAGGACGAAACCGUGACGUCUUCUCAAGGCCAAAGUAUGAUGAGCCUUGAUUCCGACGAGAGUGACGAGGAGUAUCCUGCCACUGCGAAAUCUCUCCAAGUUAAUUUGAAGGCGAAGUUUGACCGAGUUAGCACCGACGGUGGCACAAACUCCCAGCACAUAGUGCCGCCCGAAGUACUUCCUGUGCGCUUGAUCACAAUGAAAGAGCUCUUUUCGUCCGUUGCUCUGAACGAAGAGGACGCAUUCGUGGAGACAAGCAAUGAUUUCUUUGGAGAGGAAGGUGCAUUGUAUAACGACCGGGUCUCAGAGAAUGCGAAGCUUGCAUGCGCGUACGAUACAUGCUCGGACGUGGUCGAGAGCCAUAUUCGAGAUGUGUCGUCGUGGUCGGUCGCUGUGGCUGAAGAGCUGUCAUCAUUGCUUGACUUCAAGGCUCCGGCAGUGUUUAGUCCCGAGAUCCUUGACGACGCAGGCCGGGAAGCUAUCCAGACAUUGUAUGCAACGGAAGCAAUGGUGGCUCGAACUGGUUGGUGUCAGCUGCAGGCACAAGUGGAAAAACAGCUUGCCGAUGGCUUGUCUGUCAGUGCAAACUCAUUGGCAAAUGACGUAAAGUCGCUGAAAGACAGUGUGUCCUCUGACGCAUUGAGACGUCAGAAUGAACUUACCGCUAUGAAAGAGAUGAUUGAUCGCGAAGAACAGAUGGCUCUUCUCUUGGAUGCCAUUGAAGAACAACAGGGCGCCCAUGCGGAAUACGUGGCUGCUGUGAGCGAUCUGGAAAAGGAACACUUGUCACUGUCACUAGAGGAGUCAGUGCUACAAAGUCGCUUGAAAGUCCUUGAAGGACGGGCUGCAGAACUCGAGCCCGUAACUCUAGCGGCAGCAUCGCAGCUGGAGGAGGAUGUGCUGACGACGGAGGAAAUGCUUGCGAUUCAGGAGAGCAUGUGUGUGUGGAAGAUUUGCGAGGCGACAACGUUGCAUCUUGUUUUGAGCGCUCGGUACGAAGACGUGUUGUUCGAUGUAGAAGUUUGUGUAGAUGUCCGUGUGGGGUCUUCUCCAAUGGGUGAGGCAUCCACUUCGAUCGAGACGAACGAGUUUCUCAAGCACAAAGAGCAAAACGCGUACCUUCCCUACGAAAGUGAUGUAGUGUUGGUGCUGCAGCGGCUGCUGCUGGAUCCUCACUACAUUUCCCGAAUCGCAGACGAAUCUGAUCUAGGCGAUAGAAAUUACGGAUACACGCUGGCAAAGCUGCAGGUCCUGGAACAUUUCAUCAACCGCUCGUACCGGUUGUUGAAGGAAUUGCGAGAACUGUCGACCUGCUUCGCCAUGCAUUAUGACGAAGAGGGUAGCACUCUUUGGGUCGAUUUUUUCAAGUUCCCAUCCGUGGCUUCUCACAUGGAUAGUGAGGGUGCCAAGUUUAGCGUCGGGUUCUCUCUUCUUCCGGUGUUCCCGUAUACCGACUACCAAACGGCUGUGCAGGUCCUGCAUGGACAGGUCUCGUGCGAUGCUGUAACAAGGGAAAUCGAGCUGGUGACAAGGCAAGAACCGAAGUACUUUACGCGAGUGUGCCGGCGACUUCAAGAGCGUUUUGUACGGUAG
Hyaloperonospora brassicae is the source of this 3966-nucleotide messenger RNA. The record is from the annotation of a GenBank genome assembly. NCBI's taxonomy places the organism in Eukaryota, Oomycota, Peronosporomycetes, Peronosporales, Peronosporaceae.